This is a messenger RNA of Syngnathoides biaculeatus (alligator pipefish), 6919 nucleotides long. RefSeq names its product ribosomal modification protein rimK-like family member A (gene rimkla). Bases 1178 to 2365 code for a protein of 395 amino acids. The transcript is spliced from 5 exons. Lineage: Eukaryota; Metazoa; Chordata; Actinopteri; Syngnathiformes; Syngnathidae. The record is from RefSeq and is a predicted model, not a curated record. Gene Ontology annotation, molecular function: metal ion binding; ligase activity, forming carbon-nitrogen bonds; ATP binding. Gene Ontology annotation, biological process: protein modification process. Gene Ontology annotation, cellular component: cytoplasm.
UGAGACAGUAGACAAAAGCAUAUGCUCUAUACUUGUCCGUUUUUCAAUAACAAAGCAAAAGAUGAAGGGAGGAAUGUUGCCGGAGCAGAUUGUUUGUGGAUGGAAGUAAUGUGAUGUGUCUGCCGCCCUUAGGCCCUUCCCCUUGUCUCCUCCAGUCUGCUUGUCGACCGGCAUGAUCCCUCUUCGGCCGCUUUGAGCUUUAACGGCUCUAUGUCGCUACUGGGCUGGUCGAUGACAAAAUCAUGAAAAGAAUCCUUGAGCUCAAAACGUUCUUAUGCCCCGAGCUCGGCUUGACGGUGUUUGUGUAAAAUUGUAAACACUGUAUGUGAAAUAUUUGCACGAAAAUAUAAGGCGACGAUUUUGCAAAACAUUGACGGUGUAGCUCUGGUUUGAUUUGGUCGUCGCCUCGUGGGCCACAUCCUCACACAACGGCAAAGUCUGGUCUCAACCGGUUCUGAAGGAGGAGCGGGAGUCGGAGCCUUCAAGCACUGAUUGACGCCUACACUGCGCGCCCUCACCUCGGAUCGGCAUCCUUGUGACGGUUCCGCAUCUCAUUGGUGCAAAUAGCGCGAGCCCGCCCACGCUGCUGCAUACUGCGCAGUGAGGACGCUGAGUGCGGCUUGCCAUUGGUCGACAGCCUCCCCAUCAUAUUUAUUUUGGGACCAGCCCCGACCGUGCACGAGGAGGAGCGGAGUUGUUUUCUGCGUGUGUGUUGUCCUUUUUUCAGCACCAACACCGUGUGGAUAGCAGCUCACGGAACACCGACGAGGCCAGCAAUCCGGGAGAGGGAUCCGACGAAUGCGCGAGAGUUCAUCGCUCGGCCUACCGUUGGGAGGGGAGACACCGUGUGGCUAGCUUAUUCCUGCCACAAGGCCGUUGCUCGCUUGAAAGGGCGAGCUUAUUUGCAGUCUCGGCGUUGCUAAAUGGCUUCAAAUGAAGGGAAACAAAGGUGAUAAAGGAGUCCAAGUCCGAGCAGCUUGGUCGUGUUAGAGUCGCGUCAAGGGCUCCAUUGUGUGAGCAUCCCGCCGCUAUUUUCCACUGCUACCCAAACCCCGGAGUACUCCUCCGCCCCCUCCUUCCUUCCUCACUCGCGCAGCAACAGUAGCAGCUACGACUCUUUUGGGCUCACUUUUAUUUGGGGAGGGGGGCGGGGAGGGGGCACCGCGAGCCUUCCGAAAUGUGCUCCCGUCUUUGGUUCGUGACCGACCGACGCAUCAGCCAAGAGUAUCCCCAAGUUCAGAUCCUGCGUGCAUUGAAGGAACGCUGCGCCGACGAGGAUGUGGAAUUCCGCUCCCUUCUCAUGGAUCAAAUCGUGCUGACCAUCAGCGAGGGACAAUUAGGAUUGCAAGUGGACCAAGAAACAGUGACAUCUUAUCCGCAGGUGGUGGUCGUGCGGGUGCCCACUCCAUGGGUGCAGUCAGACAGCGACAUUACCGUGCUGCGUCACCUGGAAAAGAUGGGCUGCCGGCUGAUCAACCGUCCUCAGGCUAUUCUCAACUGUGUCAACAAGUUCUGGACCUUUCAAGAGCUAGCCGGCCAUGGUGUACCUCUUCCUGACACCUUUUCCUACGGAGGACAUGACAACUUUCGAAAGAUGAUUGACGAGGCAGAGCCCCUGGGCUACCCAGUGGUGGUGAAGAACGCACGGGGACAUAGAGGGAAGGCUGUGUUUUUGGCACGGGACAAACACCACCUGACCGACCUGUGCCACCUGAUCCGUCACGACACCCCCUACUUGUUUCAGCAGUAUGUCAAGGAGUCACAUGGCCGUGAUGUUCGUGUAGUUCUGGUGGGUGGCAGGGUCAUCGGCUCCAUGCUACGCUGUUCCACCGAUGGACGUAUGCAGAGCAACUGCUCCUUAGGUGGCGUGGGGAUGAUGUGCCCGUUGAGCGAGCAGGGUAAGCAGCUGGCCACCGAGGUGUCAAACAUCCUCGGCAUGGAUGUGUGCGGCAUCGACCUCCUGCAGCUCAAUGAUGGCUCUUUUGUGGUGUGUGAGGCCAAUGCCAACGUGGGCUUCAUUGCCUUUGACCAAGCGUGCGGUAUGGACGUGGCAGGCAUUGUCGCCGACUACGCCCUGUCCAUGCUUCCCAACCGUCUGACCCGUAAGAUGUCCUUGCUGUCGGUGGUGUCGAGCACCAGCGAGACCAGCAGCGAGCCAGAGGUGUGCCCCGUGCCCGCAGUUGGGAGCUCCCUGCCCGAGGCUGUCUGCAACAUGAGCGUGGGUUCAACUUCCAGCGAGAGCGACCCCGAGCUGGCCGAGCCCUCACAGUCACCUCCCUGCCAAGCCACAGGCCCAGGCCUCCCCGACCCAGCUUACAACUUCAACACUCUGCUCGCCAACGAGAUCAAGCUAUUGACUGAGUGAGAUGCAAGCUGCCUGCACACACACUCAUACACAUUAAUUUUCCAAAUACAUGUGGAUGAAUGCAAAAACAGAAAUUGUUCCUCAAACUAACGCCCUCCAAAAGAUCUGAGGCUGCUCCCCUGACUCCCUCUCAGUUCUAUGGGCUAAUUCAAGUAUUCGCUCUACUUCCGCUCAGUUUUCACACCCUAAGGCAGCAGUGUCAAAUUCAUUUUUGUUGCGGAUGCGUUGUAGCUAUGGGUUUCCUCAGAGAGCCUUUAUGACUGUGGAACCCAUUCAUCCAUGCAUUUUCUGUAACGCUCAUUCUCACUAGAGCCUCGGAGGUGUUCGAGCCUAUCCCAGUAAUCUUUGGGGGACACCCUGAACUUGUCGGCAGCCAAUUACAGUGAAGAUAGAAAAAAACAUUUGCAUAUUUUCUCACAUUUACACCUACGGGCAAUAUAGACUUAUAUAUCUAUAUAUCCAUCCAUCCGUUUUCUUUGUCGUUUAUCGCCACAAGGGUCGCUAUCCCAGCUGUCAACUGGCAGGAGGCAGUGUACACCCUGAACUGGUUGCCAGCCAAUCGCAGGGCACAUCGAGAUAAGCAGCUGGACUCACAAAUCACACUUAGGGGCAAUUUAGAGUGUCCAAUUAAUGUUGCAUGUUUUUGGGAUGUGAGAGGAAACCAACGCAGGCAUGGGGAGAACAUGCAAAUUCCACACAGGCGGCUCCAGAAUUGAACCCGGGUCCUCAGAACUAUGAAACAGUGUGCUGCCGACUGUGCAACCAUAUAAAUGUAUAAUCCCCUCAUCAUAUCAAUAUAUAUACAGUGAAACCCAGGUUUUCUUAUGCUCUCAAGAAAAAAAAAAUGUUUACCGAAAUAUUUACACAAUUUUCAUAAAUCUGCUUGGUUUUUGUACAAUUGAAAAUUGCCUAAAAAUAUCCGCCUGCCUGCAUCACACCUGACUUUCGUUUCCUAAAAUGCUUGUCAUUCCCUAGCAUUAAAAGUUUAAAAUGUGAAAUUUUGUUAUAGAAGAACAUGAAGUGACCUGUGGGCUCUGCAGUUCAGGGUGUAACCCGCCUCUCCCCUAAAGUCAACUGGGAUAGGCGCCAUCACACCUGCAACCGUAAUGAUGAUAAGCGGUUCAGAAAAUGCAUGGAUGGAUGGGUUUAAUGUCAUUCCCAUGAACAGCUUGGAUGUCUCACUGGCAGGUAGAGCAUUUGGUUCUUAGGCCUUCAGUGGGGAUUCACUCAAUUUAAUCCACCUCCUAAUGCCACAAGUGUCACGCUGCAUUUAUUGAAACCAUCAAAAGCUUACUAUACAAAAACAAUAUAAUAGCUCCUACACAUCAUCUGGAGCAACUCAAAAUCUUUUUUUUAAUAUGAUCAUGUUUUUAAAAAUGAAUAUCAAUACAUCACACCCACUACAAAUGCUAAUUAUUAAAUGUUUUAACAGCCCCUCGCGACAUACAGGUUUUGACUGCAGCAAGUUUUUGCUGCAACACCACAAUCAGUAGACAGAAAAAUGCAGUUGGCCCCGUGAGGUGAAUUUGAAAUUUGAUUAGGUAAUGAGACAGUCCCAUUGCUAAUGCAGUUCAAGUAACAUCGGAAAGCACUGCUAAUUCUGAAGGUCCUGCUCAGAUUAGAAUAUCAUGGCAACACGUUAAGGCCCAAUCCUGAAAUGCUACCAUUCACGCACUGGAAGCAGAGCAGUCAAGAGAAACUCUACCAAAUGAAGUAAAAUAGAAACACAACAACAAAUAUUAGAAUAUAACUUGUAAAUGUAGGUCAGUGCUUCUGAUCAUUUUUGGCCAAGAAAGAGGGCCUUGCUGGUUUAUACAGAAUACUAAUUUGUGGUCAUAAAUUAGCAAUUUUUGUGUACAUUAUACAUAUAUUGUGGUCGAAAUUGGAAUGUUUCCCUUGAUGUCAUGUCAGGGGCUCCAUAGAAUUCAAUCCUAGGCUGAGUUUAUUUUCCAUUCGUGUUCAAUUCAGCACAAAAGACAACAAAUACAACAAAGCACAACAACUGGAGAUAGAAUGACUAUGGUCACAUUUAAAGUAAAUCCCAAGAUGCAAUAAGCAUUGAACACUCAUAUCCAUAUCUUCAAGCAUUACAUGAAAUUGUGACUAUUGCAAGCUUGAAAACAUUUGCAGUUUUUUUCUGUAUGUAUUGUCUUUAAUUAGCUGCAGCAGCAGUCUGACAAGUUUGAAAAAUUCCCUCAAGUCUAGCACUUUAUGAUAAACAGAUGCAUUUGUUUCUUUUUUGUCCAUGCAAGAAAAAAAUAUACCUCAAAAACAAGUGACCUGUCACUGCCACAGAAUGACAGAAAAAAAAAUACACUACAUAUCAAGCAGGAUGCUGCGCUCACUCUCGUUCUUUUGUAAAUAUUAGCUUCAGUUGUAGUUGUGGAAGGAUCUGCCAAUUCCUCUGUCCAUUUUUUUAAUUAAAUAAAGACCUCACAAACUGUAAGACAAACACAAAUAGAAUAAUUUUUUCAGCCUUUUGCUUUUCCAAGGAAGAUUUCGGGAAUUUUGAAAGGUCAUUGCCGCCAUGGAGACGGCCAUUCCCAACACCAUUCAAAUUCUGACCUCCUUCCAGUAAAGUAGCCCUUGGUGUUGACAUUGUUGUGCGUUGUGUCAAUAACUCAGGGAAGCAGCCUGGAUCUAACCUUCAAAUACCAGACAUAUCCGAGACAGACAAAAAGAUAACAAGCAACAAUGAGGAAAAAGUAUCAUAAGAUGUGGUGGUUACCUUGGUUAACAUGCACUUUUUCCCCUUGUUUCUUCUGUAUUGUUCCUUGUUUUCUUCCUAAUUUAUGCUAUUUUUAAAGACAAAACAAGUGGUUUGUGUGCACUAAUAAUGUGUAAAAACAAGUGAGACCGCUGUGAAGCCGAAUUUUUCAUUUCCUUUUUUUGUUAGCGAAAGCAAGUGUGUGGAGCAUAGCCAAAUUUAAAAACUCCCAAGACUCCAGAAAAAACAGUAUCCCCCAAAUCCGCCUCCCGGCAGCUUUCGCUGCAAUCACAGUUGCGCCUCUGAAAUACAACCCACAUACACGUAUACACACACACUACUGUGAUGUCGUCCAUUAAGUGAGUCACCCGCGUCGGGACACGUCUGUGGGUGAAGUUUCUCCACUUGUUGUGGUCCUCUUGAUUUGGAAGUUUAAUGCCGCCUCUAUCAUUCCACAUUGUUUACAAGUCUGCUAAUCAUAUUCCUAUACAGAUAACGGCAAAAUGAUUCAUUGGCUGGCCUAACAUGAUUUUCAUUUGCUGAAUGCUGGAACUGAGCAAAAAGUACUGUGAUGACAGAGAUUAACAAUAGGGAUGAAUGGGCCCUCGUGCCCCCCGUUUUUUUAUGGCAAAUCCUCAAAAUGACCAUACUUUAAAUACUUUGUCCAGAUGGGAAAAUAAUCUAUACUGUCAUCCAUCAGUGUAGGUGACCGUUUUAUAAACAUUGGGCCAUUUAGCCAUCGUGGGUAAUUCCCCAGAUCUGGCAUGAUAAAUUUUACCAAGUGACGUAACUGAGUGAGUGCCACACUGCCUUUGAACUAUUAUUAUUAGAUUGUGAGCUCUGAGAUUUUUUUUGCUUUACAAACUGAGGAGCAGACCAUAAUUUGGUCCACUGGCUUUAUUUUCCCCACCAUCUAUUUAAAUAAAUUAAAAAUUCUCAGCAUCCUUUCGAAUGGUAGAAACCAUUGCUUCCUCACAAUCAUCAACAGUAUUGAUAUUUCCAAAAGUAGAAAAAAAAGAAAACAUUUUUUCAUGGACAUCUUUUACAGACACGUUCUUUUGCCAGUUCCAGCCAAUAGAAUUUAUUUGAACUUCAAAUGGAGCCAGUUUAUGAAUCACGUAGGGUUUGAAAAGUGUACGACUGGACGCGGUGUACUGCAGAGCACAAGGUUAGCUAUUCAAUUCCAACAAGACUUAUGCACAUCGGGCACGCACAAAGAAUGAGGAAAUCCACAUGUCUCCAUUGUUUUAAAGCCUCAUCACGCCAAAAACGUGCUGUAUAAGUGGGUACUAAUGGGAGUACAUAGUGGCGAGAAACGUACAUGUAAAUAACUGGGAGCAAUUAAUAGCUGUCUGGAAUUGAACGGUUUGUUUUACAACGACGCAAGGUUUCUGCUUCAGCGACACGCUGGAGCUUUGCGAUGGUGUGUAGCGUCUACAAAUGCUGACUUCACAGAUAAGGCAAAGGAUGUUUGAUGUUGGGAAGUGUUAUAAUGGUACGAGAUAUGAAGCAAUCGCCCUCACCGUUACAUAUAGUCCAUCACUCUGAAAUUGUUCAAGAAAAGGCUCACAAAAGUGGUUAUUAACAAAUGUUCCAAAUGGUGUAAAUACUUCCCUCUUUAUUUUUUCUUUUGUUUUUUUUAGAUGAAAAUAAAGACAAGUCAUUAUUGAGAACCAAAAAGUGUCCCUGUUCUGUUUUCAUUUCAAUUCCCUACUGUCAAACAUCGUUCAAAUAUGAAAACAGCUGCUGACAAUAUGCAGAUGUGGAGUUGGACAUUUUGUUUGAAGAUACAUUUUUGUUACAUUUCUUACAAAAAAGUAUUGCACUGUAAAAUGUACGAGUCCUUA